Molecule: messenger RNA, 2634 nt
Organism: Tarenaya hassleriana
Lineage: Eukaryota; Viridiplantae; Streptophyta; Magnoliopsida; Brassicales; Cleomaceae
Product: translation initiation factor eIF-2B subunit epsilon-like
Exons: 15
Coding region: 126-2321 (731 amino acids)
Biological process (GO): biosynthetic process
Cellular component (GO): eukaryotic translation initiation factor 2B complex
Molecular function (GO): translation initiation factor binding; translation initiation factor activity; guanyl-nucleotide exchange factor activity
Source: RefSeq, a predicted model, not a curated record
CUUGUCUCAGUGAUCGAAUAAGACCUAAGUUUUUUCUUCGCUGAUCUACGGUUUUUCUUUCUGCUGAAAUUGGUCGAAUCGCUCUGUGAAACUCAAUUGGAGGAGAAGAAGAGAAGGAGAGAGAGAUGGGUGCUCAGAGAAAAGGUGCACCUAGGGUUUCAGAGGAUGUUGAACUGUCUCGCCAAAAUUUGCAGGCCAUUCUUCUUGCUGAUAGCUUCACCACUAAAUUCCGUCCCGUAACCCUAGAACGCCCCAAGGUACUACUGCCGCUGGUGAAUGUUCCCAUGAUUGAUUAUACUUUGGCAUGGCUCGAGUCUGCUGGGGUGGAGGAGGUCUUUGUGUUCUGCUGUGCUCACUCAAAGCAAGUCAUUGAGUAUUUGGAGAAUUCUGAGUGGUACUCCCACCCGGGGUUUUUGGUGCAAACCAUAGAGUCACACAAUUCUAUUAGUGCUGGAGAUGCCCUGCGAUUCAUUUAUGAUCAACAGACGAUACACGGUGACUUUGUUCUUGUUAGUGGGGACACAGUGAGCAAUAUGCCUCUCACAGACUUGAUUCAAGAACACAGGGAGAGAAAGAAAAAGGAUGAUAAAGCCAUCAUGACCAUGGUUAUAAAGCAAUCAAAGCCUUCUCUACUCACACACCAAUCUAGGCUCGGAACAGAUGAACUUUUUAUGGUUGUUGAUCCAUCAACAAAGCAACUUCUUUACUAUGAGGACAAGACUGACCAGGGCAAAGGGACAAUUUGCAUAGAUAAAUCUUUGCUAAUGAAUAAUCCAUCGAUUUCUUUAUACAACGAUAGACAGGAUUGUUACAUCGACAUCUGUUCUCCUGAGGUGCUCAGUCUCUUCCAAGAUAACUUUGAUUAUCAACACCUACGCCGUCAUUUUGUUAAGGGGGUGCUUGUUGAUGAUAUAAUGGGAUAUAAAAUUUUCACACAUGAAAUUCACUCGAGCUAUGCGGCUAGGAUUGAUAACUUCCGAAGCUAUGAUACUGUAAGCAAAGAUAUAAUUCAGAGGUGGACAUACCCAUACGUACCCGAUAUAAACUUCAGUGGAUAUCGUCCAAUUAAGCUUGGGAGACAAGGGAUGUAUAGGGCAUCAGAAGCAAUACAAUCACGAUCUGCUGAAGUUGGACCUUUUACUGUGAUUGGUUAUGAUUCAAAAAUUGGGAGUGGAGCGAAAAUUUUGAACUCGGUUAUUGGAGACAGGUGUUCUAUUGGUUCAAAUGUAUUGAUAGAAGGUUCAUACAUAUGGAACAAUGUCACCAUCGAAGAUGGCUGUGAGAUAAGGCAUGCGAUAAUAUGUGAUGGUGUGAUAAUUAGAGCAGGAGCGGUUCUGCAACCUGGAGUUGUUUUGUCUUACAAGGUUGUGAUUGGACGAAACUUUGUUGUACCUGCAUAUUCAAAGAUUUCCUUACUUCAGCAGCCAACCGAGGAAGAUAGUGAUGAAGAAUUGGAGUAUGCUGACAAUAGCAGUGGGACUGCAGAUAUUUCGUUUUCUGGAACAGCAGGUUUGACAAAGUUGAAUAUUCAAACAGCAUCUGAAGCAGCUGAGACGGAUUCAUGGACAACGUCUGAGCUCGGUCCGGGUGGGGCAGGCUACAUAUGGGAAGCCUGUGAGGGGGCUCAUGAUGAGGAGUGGAAGCAUUCUGUUGCACCUAUCCCCAAAGAUAAACUUGCUGAGAUCACUCAGGCCACAGUUGACGAUGAAGACAUGUUGGCUCAGGAUGAUGGUGUUCUCCCUCCUUCCGGAGAAUUGAAAUCGGAUGCUGAUAGUCUUGCUGAUAACGAAUAUUCCAAUGAUGACUAUAGCAUCUUUGAGAAAGAGGUGGAAGCUACCUUCUUAAGGGCUGUUCAGGAGAACGUCAGAGUGGAACAUGUAAUUUUAGAGGUGAACUCGUUGCGGUUGUCAUUCAACAUGGAAACCGCGGACUGUACUGGAGCAGUAUUCUAUUCUAUGCUGAAAACAGCAAUGGAUAUGCCGCAUAACGCUGCUAAUGAACUAAAAAGAAAUGCAGAAAGUGUCAUUACGAGGUGGAAAGGGCUUAUCGGGAACUAUGUAAAGCAAAUCGAUGAGCAGAUUGAAGUGAUAAUGAAAUUCGAAGAGAUGUGUCAGGAAUCAGCAAAGGAAUUUGCUCCACUGUUUACCCAGAUUAUGCAUUUUCUUUACGACAAUGAUGUCCUUGAAGAAGACGCCAUCUUGAAGUGGGCCGAAGAAAAAGCAGGCGCCGAUGAAUCCGACAAAGUUUUUCUGAAGCAAGCUGACAAAUUCAUUCAGUGGCUCAAGGAGGCAGAGGAGGAGGAAGAUGAGGAUGACGACUGAAGGAGAAAUAAAACGAUGAUCUGACAAACACCACAAGUAAGUACAUAUGAAUGAAUUGAUCUCCAGGAAAUUUUCAAGCUGAAUUUGAUGCGUCUGACAUCAGAAGGUAUAAUCUUUUGGUUACAUUUUAUGUUUUAAAAAAAAAAUGAAAAAUCGAAACAUAACAAUUUCAGUUUAUUAUAUGUCUCUUUUCGCGGCGGUUUCCUCAUGUAUUAUUAGUUUCAUGCCACAGAUUCUCCAGAUUUUGAUAACUCAAGAGUGAGAAACUAUGUGGAAUAAGUUCCAUAACCAGAUUUUUCUUGUACAAUGUCUA